This is a messenger RNA of Alternaria viburni, 1776 nucleotides long. RefSeq lists its product as uncharacterized. Gene Ontology annotation, biological process: glucan catabolic process. Lineage: Eukaryota; Fungi; Ascomycota; Dothideomycetes; Pleosporales; Pleosporaceae. The transcript has 2 exons. Bases 1 to 1776 code for a protein of 591 amino acids. Gene Ontology annotation, molecular function: hydrolase activity, hydrolyzing O-glycosyl compounds. The record is from RefSeq and is a predicted model, not a curated record.
AUGCGUUUCUCCACACUCACUUCGGCUGCGGCCUUUUUCCAACUGAGCAUAGCUGGCUAUACUCUCCAAGAUGACUACAUGACCGACUUUUACGGGGCCUUCGACUUCUUCACUGAUGCCGAUCCGACAGAGGGCUUCGUCAAGUACGUUGACGAGGCUACGGCGAGGCAGACGAACCUCAUCAACUCGUCUUCUUCAGCGAUUUCCUGGGGCGUGGACACACAGAACCAGACCCCUGAGGGAAGGCCCAGUGUUCGUAUCCAGAGCAAGAAGACCUACGACAGUGGGCUGAUUGUGCUGGAUGUUGCCCAUAUGCCAUUCGGCUGUGGUACAUGGCCAGCAUUCUGGACGACUGGCCCCAACUGGCCAAAGAAUGGCGAGAUCGACAUCAUCGAAGGCGUGAACGACCAGACGAACAACGGCAUGACCCUCCACACUGGCCCCGGCUGCCAGAUUGGUGAAGACACCACCCAAUUCGCUGGCUCAGUGACCACGGGAAACUGUGAUGUCGCUGCCGAGGAUCAGUCGAAGAACGCCGGAUGCUCCAUCGAACACCCAUCGACCAAGAGCUACGGUGCAGGCUUGAACGAGGGUGGUGGCGGUGUCUACGCGACACAAUGGACCGCCGAUGCCAUCAGCGUUUACUUCUUUCCUCGCGACUCCAUCCCGGAAGACGUCCUCGGUGACAGCCCAGACCCAAGCGGCUGGGGCAAGCCAGCUGCCAAGUUCGCCGGCGCCUGUGACAUCGAGAGCACAUUCAAGCAGCAGCAGAUCGUAUUCGACACUACAUUCUGUGGACAAUGGGCGGGCAGCAGCAGUGUUUGGAACAAGAGCUCCUGCAGCAAGAAGGCAGACACAUGCGAAGAAUGGGUCAAGAACAACCCAGAAGCUUUUACUGAGGCGUACUGGACGAUCAACUCCCUGAAGGUCUACCAAGACAACGGAUACGCCGCUGUUCCUCAGCCCUCUUCGGUGCCUGAGCAGAGCAGUGCUGCCUAUGGUUCUGCGCCUGUCCCAUCGGAGACACCUGCUGCGCCUUCUGGCAUUCCCGAGCCCUCCGAAUACCCUGCAGUUCCUCCGCUCAUCACCGCCUCUGUAUCCGGCAUCUUCGCACCAAUCCCGACGAGCGAGACCCUCUCCUCCAACGCCCCAGUCGCAUCACCUCCUGCCGACGAUGCCUCCCCCAGCGUACCCGCCGAGACCCCAAGCCCCAUCGCCGCACCAACCACGCAGAUCAAUGCUCCGGCUCCAGCUCCAGCUCCGACCGGCCCCAUGUCUGGUUUCCAAUGGCCCUCUGGUGGCGCAGAUAGCGGCAACAAACCUAAGCCAUCGACAACACCCUCUGCCUCGCUUCCUGAAGGCACUAGCACGGCAAUUCAAAACUCGAGUGGCGCUGCCACCGCUCCUAGCACAGCGCAAAGCGUCGCCCAGCCUUCUGAUGUACCUGCCGCAUCGCAGUCAUACGCUGCGCCUGGAGUACCUGCUCCAGCGCCCACUGCAUCUCAAGCACCUGCUGCUCCAGCGGUACCUGCCCCAGCGCCCACCAACGUUGAAAAGGCACCUCCAGCCGACCCAGCUGUUCCCGUCGUCACAGACACUGUCGAAGCUAUUCGCACAGUAGUUCAGACGAUCUACCAUACCGUCACCGCUCCCGCUCCCGCCCCUGUGGCACCAACGCCUGCUCCUCCUGCCGCUCCUCCUGCCGCAAAGGGACGCAUGGCAAGACACAUUAGGGAGCACAGGCAGAGGCUCACAAGGCACCACGCCAGGCACUGA